Messenger RNA from Zingiber officinale, 467 nucleotides. RefSeq lists its product as uncharacterized. Lineage: Eukaryota; Viridiplantae; Streptophyta; Magnoliopsida; Zingiberales; Zingiberaceae. The record is from RefSeq and is a predicted model, not a curated record. The transcript has 4 exons. Bases 119 to 445 code for a protein of 108 amino acids.
CAGGAGGAAGCAGAGCUUCCAAUUCCACUUAAGUCGGGACCAACAGUAAUGGUAGAUGCUGUUGGAACUGUGGUUGGCUGGCCAAAAGAAUUGGUGAUAUUUCCGACGACAAAGACUGAUGACUGAGGAGGAGACCAUUCCUAUCGAAUUUGAUGAAGCCAUGUUUGGACGUAAUGUGAGUACAUCGUUGUUGAGAGAGGAUGCCAUGCGCUGUAUGGAAAUGAGAGAGAUAGGGUCCAGGCAAAUUUUGGUUUACAUGGGUUACUUGUACAAGUACUUGAAGGAAACAAACAGGGCUGAGUAUGUGUCGUUUGUGGAUCCCAAUAAAAUACCAGCCACACAAGAUGGCAGUACCUCUUCACAACACAUUGCUAAUCAGUUGAAAGCAUCAAACGGAGAUAGCAUAUGCCUUAUCCCAUACAACACUGGUUUGCAGGUUGUGUGAAGAACCAGUACUAUACGCAGAC